This is a messenger RNA of Schistocerca gregaria, 4533 nucleotides long. RefSeq names its product proline-rich protein 36-like. The coding region runs from base 1 to 2943 and encodes 980 amino acids. Gene Ontology annotation, molecular function: RNA polymerase II cis-regulatory region sequence-specific DNA binding; DNA-binding transcription factor activity. Lineage: Eukaryota; Metazoa; Arthropoda; Insecta; Orthoptera; Acrididae. The transcript has 8 exons. The record is from RefSeq and is a predicted model, not a curated record. Gene Ontology annotation, biological process: regulation of transcription by RNA polymerase II.
AUGCGCCUGCCAGCCGGUCGCCUGCGUUGCAGAAUCUGCCACGGGUCACCACCUGCGCCAGGGUACGGGGUGCGGCCCUCGCGCCGCUCCCCGUCCCAGCUGUCCGUGCUUUGGCCCGCCGCUGCUGCGCCCGCGGGUGAUCAACGAGCCUUCCGCCGCUCGGCGACACCGCCGCCGUCCGUCGUUUGCACGUCACCAAAUAAUAAUGUCACUGCUGCGCUUCAGUGCUCCACCGGACGACCCCGCCGUCGAUGCCGCCAGGAUUGGGCGUCGCAGCCGAAAGCCGCUCGUGUCGGACUCGGGCGCCUCCGCUGGAGCGGCGCGGGGUGGGGGAAGGCGCGCACGCUUCCGGAGGCAGCGGCGUUCUGCCGGCUAGUAGCCGCCGCGACCGCCGCGCCGACCUCGACACACAGCGCCCGCAGAUGCCGUGGCGGCCCGCAGCACCUCCAGCCGCGCGUGCUGCUGGAGCAGCCGAGCUGCGGCGGCGAGCCGGUGACCGUGGUGCUGCACGGCGUCGAGGCCGAGGACAUGCGCCGGCUGCUGGAGCUCAUGUACCGCGGCCGCACGCACGUGCCGGCCGGCGAGCUGCCGCGCUUCCUGGACACGGCGGCGGCGCUGGGCGUGCGCCUCUUGCAGUCGGCCGCGCUGCGCGUCUGCGCUGCCGCUGACGGCGGCGCCGACGCAGCCGCCGACGCCGAGGCGACGCCAGAGCCACCGGCCGACGCCAGCCCCAACGUCCCGCUGACACCCCCCAACGGCGAGGCUACGCAGUCCGCGCCUCUCAGCGACGACCUGCGCAUGGAGACAAAUUACCCGUCAGAGAAAGUCAUCAACGAGACUGCCGAACUUCUGACAAUGGGAAGCACACCGAGUUGCACGAGUGUCUCACCCGUCAGCCAGUCGCAAGACUCGUCCAUUGACGGUCACCAGGCUGACGACGCAGCAGCCGACGGCCCGGGCGCCUGCGCCAUGCCGCCCCCGGCGCUACCGCCACUGCCGCCCGCACCUCUGCCACCACCGCCACCACCUUUGCCCGUAUCCUCUCUGCCACCGACUGCUGACGGCCUGCGCCUUUCGCCACCAGUACUCCCCGUUCCCCUUCCACAACAGCCCUCCACGGUGGACUGGUCCCACGUGCCUCCGCCUCCGCAGACGCAUCUCCCGGGAGUGAGCUUCCCUCGGCUGCGAGAGCGCGUGGAGCCGACCUCUACGGAGCUGGGCCCACCCGUCCAGAGGCGGGGCGACUCGGACACAGGCUGCGACUCCGGCUACUCGACACCGGCCAGCGUCGCCAAACACGACACGCCGGCUCCGAUGGCCACCGCCCACGCCGACAGUUCUCUCCAGGGUCACGUAGCGCCCGGCAGCAAGCCCCACGGGGCGGAUUGCCGCUACGACGCUAAUACGCCCGCCUCCCAAGCAGAAAAGUUUACUGGAUUGUGGGUUAAGUCGGAUGACCAAGAUGGCUCCAUCCACCAUUCGCCUCAGCCAAGAGUCCCUCCCUGGGAAACGCAACCGUAUUCGUUGCCCCUGCAACAUCAGGUUAAUUCCAAAGAUGAGGCCACUCCAUUGAAAGAGCCCACCAGUGGGGGAUUCCCAUCGUCGGAUGCCCCCGACCACGAGCAGCAACAGCGCGCCCGCUUCAGCCCCCCGGACGGCCGCCCCCGCUACGCUGCGCAUCCACCACCCCCCGUCCCCGCCCCCGGGCCCACCACCGCCGCUGGUAGGGCGCAGCCGCCCUGGAGCCCCACGUCGGCAGCGCUGGUGAAGCAGCUGGAGGAGGUCUCCCUGACGCAGCGGCCGGCCGUCCAGGCCAGCAGCCCGCCGCGCGUCUUCACCGAGUUGCUGCCGCCCGAGACAGGCUCCCAGACCAGCGACGGCGCGUCGUUCGCCGUGUCCUCCACAGACGAGCGGCAGGACAACCAGCGUCCCGAACUCAAACACGAGCGCAGCACGAAGCCUGCCUACGGGGCAAGCGACGAACCACCACUUCAGACGCAGUCGCCACUCCUGCCCCAAGAUCAGCAGCGACAAUUCUUUGAGGAAAACGCCCCAGAUGAUCCCCCAAAAUCGAAAUCAAAGGACGGAAAGGAAAAUAUUUGCGAGACAUGCUGCAAGAAGUUCGCGACACGUUAUUCGCUCAAGGUACACGAACGUACGCAUACGGGAGAAAAGCCGCAUUUGUGUACCCAGUGCGGGAAGCGUUUCAGCCAGCGUCGAAAUUACCGCUACCACCUGUCGCUACACUCUGGCUCGAGAGAAUUCGAGGCGUCGUGUCCAGAGUGCGGCAAGGUGUUCAGCGACCGGGGCUACCUGAGCUCGCACAUGAAGAUCCACCGCGACCAGCGCGAGUACGCUUGCACCGAGUGCGGAAGACGAUUCAACCAGCGCGUCGCCUACAACAUGCACAUGCGCACACACUCUGGCGAGCGGCCGCACCGCUGCAACGUCUGCGAUAAGGCCUUCUCCCGCAAGGUGCUGCUCAGCCAACACAUGCGCACGCACACGGGAGAGAAGCCCUUCGUCUGUCAGGUGUGCGGCAAGCGGUUCUCGGACCGCAGCAACAUGGCGCUGCACGCGAAGUCCCACUCGGGCCUGCGGCCGUACCUCUGCGCGCACUGCGGCUGCAGUUUCUCCAAGAAGGACCACCUGCGCGCACACGUCGCCUGCCACGUGGGCGCCGUCGCCGCCGACGAAGGCCUGCUCUCCCCGUCCGACGAGUCGCCGCCGCCGCCCGCCGCCGCCGGCCCGCCGCGCAUCACCAGCGUCAUCAUCAGCACGGCGCCCUCCGUCGUGCCUGCCACCACCGUCACCUCCCUACCGCCACUCCCACAGCCGCCCCUGCAGCCGCCGCCCCCGCCGCCGCCGCUGGCGCCACCACCGCCUCUGUCGAUCUCGCUACCACCGCAAAACAUCGCAGCAUCACAGUUCGCCGUCACAUAAUCGUGUCCGAGCGACUCACCUAAGCAUCGAGAGAAAUUUCGUCGAGAACUCUGUUCACUGUCCUUCUCUCAGGCACACAUUCAUGCGUGAUACGGCGCUGGAUCAAUCAUUCACCUCGCAAUGCUACGACUACGCUGGUAGCGAAAAUCGACAAAACCGACAUGAAGACCUAAAAAAUGUUGAACAUUAAGAUGUAAAAUGAAAAAUAUUCGUGUAUUCAGCGCCGUACUGAGCCAACAACUUGCGUCAUGGUAAUUUGCUAGAAAAGGAAGUUCACCAUUGCCAUCUUCUUAUCAUGAGAACAACAGCAAAGGUAUAUUGUGAAUGAGUGUAAACUGUGUUAGUGCGGAGUGAUUUCGAGAUUUACAGGUACAUAUGGAAACAUUAGGUAGCAAGGUGUUGAACUCUGAAGGAAUAACAUAGAUUCUUCUUCACAUACCUCACUAAAUAGCUUUAACGUCUACGACAACCAACACCUUCCUAUGACGUUAGGAAAAAAAGAAAGCUAAUUAGAAGCUCUGAUCAACUGCCCCUUGUCGCAGUACGUGACCAGUUACCGUCUAGUACUGAGAUGCGAGCAGUACAUUCACUGGUUAAGAGGUAAAACUUACAUGUCAUUUAACAGAACGCUAGGGACGACGAAAAUCAGAUAUGAAUUCACAAAACCUCAGAGGAGUGAAACUCAGAAAGUAACUAGAAAGCGGGGGAAGAAAAACAAAAGGAAUUAUCAACACAUGAUGUAUGGACACCAGUCAGCACACACCGACUAAAGAACGCACUGGAAUCAGCAGCAAGUAUUGUAGCCGAACAGUUCAUGGUAUUCACACUUCAUCACUACGUAAUAUUCUUCUUUAUUUAAAUGAAACAUUGCUGUAUUAUCGUGUGUUUCAUAUUCCUGUAUUCGCGCAUUUUCUUCUUCAUCGAUAUUUGUAAUGUCAAUAAAACAACGUAAACUUUUCGCAAUUCACAGUAUCUUAAUCUGGGUCUGUGAAACAAUAUCUAUAAAGUUAGCCACAGUGGAAAUCGUACCAUUCUUUGGUGGUGUUAUAACCACAGUAACAGUUCCUUGCUUAUUUCAAAGUGUACGGUUAUCAAGCAGAAUUAUUUGCUCAUUGCUUUGCACACGUUCUUGAUACUCGAAUUUGAGGAUACUGUCGUGUGUAAGUUUCAUUUGCUAUCACAUGAACUACUUAAAUUAAUUCAUAAUGUUUUGAGACGAGUGUAUAUGCUGAAAGUCUCAUUUAAUAGGAAAAUCAUCUUCACAUAAAGAACUUAAAACAUAUUAACUUCUGCGAAGUUCUUCUGAUGAUUGUUAUAUUACGUUAUAAACAACAACUCUGAUCACAUGAAGACUGAGAAGGGAUCAAUAAACUCAACAUCAUGUAAGAAAAAAGUUAAAAUAAAUUAUUUUUAUUCAAUUCGCGAAAUACGGAUCGUGUAAUGUACCUGCAAUGAAAAACUGAACUUGAUGUUGUGUCACUAUUAGAAUAGAAAACGAUAUAUUAUGUCACAAAAGGUCGUUGUACAUAUGCUUCAAAGAAGAAAUGAAAUAAAAUUGUAAAGAGUUUCGUACCUUUACGUUUUCCAGUU